Molecule: messenger RNA, 3303 nt
Organism: Mauremys mutica (yellowpond turtle)
Lineage: Eukaryota; Metazoa; Chordata; Testudines; Geoemydidae
Gene: NATD1
Product: N-acetyltransferase domain containing 1
Exons: 2
Coding region: 762-1262 (166 amino acids)
Source: RefSeq, a predicted model, not a curated record
AAAAGCUCUCCCCUGUCCGCACACGCUGUGGCAAGCAGCACCAGUUUAUACCAGUGAGCUUAGGUCCCUACUGCUUUUCUGCUGGUCCCCUCCUGUGACUGCAGGCACAGCCACCGAGCUGUUCCCGAGCUGCUGCUUUCCUUUCGAGAGCAGUAAUCCCGCUGCCUCCCGCCCCUCUGCAUCACACAGAGGGGAGAUGAGGACAACUAGCAGCUUCCUUUGUCUGCAGGAGGCCAUGGAAGAGGGAAAGGGAUGCUGCUACCUUUGAAACGGGCAGGGACUUUCCCCGCCUGAUGGGAAGCAGCAGCAGGCGGGUUCCUAGCUCUGUGAAGGAGUUUUGCCCAUUCCUGACCCAUUCUCGGCUAAAACCACAUUCGUUUUGUUUCUCCCGUACGUGCAGCGGAGGGUCUAUCUGCCGCCGCAGCAUCUGCUGCAAGAGCAACUUCACUGCUACCCUGGAGGGGACUCGAAUGCUGAGGGGCUCCAGCACCGCCCCGUCUUUCCCCACCAGCGGCGCUUCAUGUGUGGGAAAGGGGGAGAAGGCUGGGGCAGUGAGAAACACAGGCCAACUUCGUACAGGCACCUAGCAGCACAGCUGCUGAGGCAGCAGGCUCAGUGAGAGUCAAUGGGCUGUUUGUUCCCGCCACGGGCGCCCCCGACCCCAAACGUGUGUGUAGGGGGGGGGAACUCUGUGAGUUACCCGCGAAACGUCCCUCGUAAGGGGCAUUUGCAGCAUCACGCAAGUGCCAGGCUGUCCGCCAAUGGCCGUGCGUUCCGGGCAGCGGCUUCCUGGGCCCCCCUAUGCAAGGAGUGGCCGGCGCAGGAGGGAGUGGCUGCUGGUUCGGCUGAUUUCCACACAGUCCCAAGGCAGCGUAUAUUAUGGCUGCUCCACCUCCAAAGCCCCAUCUCUGCUGCACCCCACCCCUUGCCCCGAGGGGCGGUUCCUGGGGUCAGAGUUCAUCUUUUCUGCCCCAGGUUGCUCCCCCUGCCCCUCACCCCAGAGGGGAGCAUGUGGCCUACUGCCUGGCACUGGGGGCUGUCACUGGAAGGGCUCGGUGGGCCCAGGAUUGAGAGAUGGCCAGAUCAAGGCGGGUUUCCAUUCAUGGCACCAGCCCGAAGGGCCCCAGCUCUCAAGGAGUCCUGAGGCAGCCCUGGACUUUGUGGUCGAAGAGGACCUGCGAGCUCACCUGACGUGCUGGUACAUUCAGAAAUACGUCAAGGAGAACCCCCUGCCGCAGUACCUGGAACACUUGCAGCCUUAACGCAGGAGGCUGCGGAGCCCGGACUGCUCUGGCAGCAGCACGCCCUGCCCCUGACUGUCCGAUGCGGCCUUCACUUCUGCGCGGUCUCAGGAAGUCCCACGCGCUCUCAAAAUCCUGAUUUUUUGUAAGUGCGGACGUGGGGGAUGUGACCCUCCCAAAUAGCACCGGGGCCCUGGUAAUGCACAGCAGCUGGGCCCUUCCACAGCUGGGCUGGCUCAGGGUUCUGUUGACAGCAGCCUCCCCUGUCACUGCGCCACGGGGUGGAAGGCGAUGGCUUCUGUCGGCCUCCUUCAGCAACGUCCUCACCCCUGCGGCUCGUCGAAAGCAAGAAGCUGGCGGGCGGAUGUCAGCUUGGGGUAGCCAUUGGGCUCCACCUCUUCUCCGGCAACAUGCGGGGCUGCUGCAGAUCAACCCGUCCUGAGCUGAAGGGGGAUUGUGGAGAGGGGCAGGGUCUUACCCACCUUUCGUCACGAAGGGGAUGGAAGAGUCCGAUGAUAAAGCCUGACAAGUCGGUGCCAUUUGCUGUGUGGGCUGGAGCUGGAGAGGAUCGAGGUCCGGCCGGUCAGCUCCCUUCGGGCAAAGCAAGGAGCAUUAGCAUCAAGUCCCAGAGGGUGGACGACUGGGUCUUAGGGGACUGUCUCUGCAUGUUCCAGAGACGUUGGGGCCUGGAUGCCUUCUGUCCCAGAAAGGGCACCUAUGUGAGAUGGUCUGUCGUCAGCCCCUGUCAGGGACGGGCAGCAGCGCGGAGGGGUGCUCAAGAGCAGUGGCUCAGCCCAGACCUCCUUUCAGUAGCCCAGUGGCUUGAGGGGUGGGCAAGGGAAGGGAGGUUAUAAACUUUGCUACCCCGUCAGGGACAGGAGCGUUUUGAGCCGGUCUCUCAUUUUGCUGACUCAACUCCGCCGUGAACCGCCGUUUCCCUGCCGGGGUUGGAGCAGUAACAGACAGCCCUAGGAAUGCCUGCCACCACCGCGGGCUUUGCUUCGCUGCCUCUUUCGGAUUCCAAGGGGCGGUGAGUGACAAGGGAGGGACAGAGGCGCCGUCAGCAAGGGGAACGCAGGGGUCCCGUGGAUGAGCUAAGCAGGCGCCACCAUCCCAGCCAAGCGCACAAACGUACACGCUGAGCCAAGCAGGAUAUGAUCCUUGAGGUGUUCAGGCCAAGCCCAGGGGAGGGAGAAGGGGAUGCGUCCAAUCCCUGCGGGAGGCUGGGGCCAGGAGCAGAAUGUCCCUUCAGGGUGGGGGUCAGGGAUGCAGAUGCAGCGCGUGAGUCGAGAGAUGUUGCUGCCACCACCGCUCAGUCAAUAGCAUAGGCCUGGGGUUUGCACAGGGAUCACUCACUGGUCACUUCCCUUGCCGCUCCCCUGCCCAGCAUUGUCCGCUAGCCCCUACUGCUAGGAACCCAGGCACCCUGGCGGCUGCAUCCAAGAGCUGCCCGCCCAAGGGGGAGGUGUCAGACUUUUGUCCUCUCCUUUUCGUGCAGCAGCGGAGGGCUGACAUGCCAGGCGGGGAGCGAGGGACGUGUUCUGCUCCAUCCCAGUCUCUCACACUGAUCAUUUAGACUUUGGGGGUGGGGGGUUAUCCUUCAGGAACCUCUCGGUGCUCGGGAUGUGGAGGGCCGUGCUCUGCUCCAGGUCACUCGGAGCAACGUCAGGAAAGUCACGGGGUUUGCAUGGGUGAAACUUGUAGCUGACUCUCCCCCAGCACCCUCAGUUAGCUCAUCCUGCUGAUUUAGAAGGGCUGCAGUGAACUAACGGGAACUGCAAGGAGCUCCUGUAUUUAUAUUAGGCUAAAUCCUGAGAGGUGCUGAGUAUUGCCAACACCCGUUGACUCCAACAGAAAUUGCAACACCACUUUGGAGUUGACCCUAUUAUUAUCUCUGGGCCAGAUCUUGAAGGCCGUAGUCCUAACCUCCUAAUGGGAGCCUGGCCUAUGUGAUCUGAUUUGCUUUUGUUGGACAUUAUAUAUGUCUUCCGGCAUUCAUUCGAGUUGCUAUUUUUUUCAGUUACUAUAUUUUUAAAAGCAGCAAAGAGUCUUGUGGCACCUU